AUGUCGCGCGAGUCGGAAGAACGCCGGGCUGACGAUAUCGUCGUCCUCGAGAACGCCCCACACUUAUCCCUCGAUCUCAUCUCCGGCUCCCAUUCCGACGAGAAGAUAGACGAGGAGAAGGCCACCUCUCUCUCUGACAGCCCUCAUCAUCAGGUCAACGCUCUCCAAGCAGGCGAACGUCAAGCGGAAAUCAUCGGCGCUGAUGGUCAACCCAAGAUUGUCGUUUGGACACUGAAAGAGCAGAGGGCAGUAGUGAGGAAGGCUGACUUUUUUCUACUUCCCAUCUUUGCUCUGGGUUUCUUCUGGAUGGCUCUCGACCGCGCCAACAUCUCUGGCGUUCUGACCUCAACUAUACUCAAGGACACUGGCAUCACUCAGGACCAAAUCAACAUCGGCUCAUCUCUCUUGUGGCUCGGCGUCGUCCUCCUCGAAAUCCCAAGCAACGUCGUCUUGCAGCGCGUCGGACCUCAUCGCUGGAUCCCGAUCCAGAUCAUCAUCUGGGGGCUGGCCGAGACUCUGACUUACAAAGUCAGCUCCAAGGGUGGAUGGUAUGCUGCCAGGCUAUUCCUUGGACUCUUGGAGAGUGGUUUCAUUCCAGGUAGUCUCUAUGUCCUGUCCCAGUGGAUCUUCAUCAUCGACGGCGUUGCCACAAUCGCCACCGGCAUCCUCGCCCUCCUCUUCCUCCCCUCCUCCCCACGCCACACUGCCGGACUCUUCCGCGGAAAAGGGUGGCUCUCCGAACGUCAAGCUGACAUCUACCUCGCCCGUCUGGAAGCUGAUGACCCCCUCAAAUCGAAAGAUCUGCACUUGCAGAUAGGGCUAGGAGACAUAUGGAACGUGCUGGGGAAUUGGAGGUUGUGGCCGCAUUUGGUUAUGUGUCUUGCGGGUCUGCAGGCUGGGCAGGGGGCGGGGGCCUGGUCGGGGACGAUCUUGAAGAGUUUGGGGUUCACCUCUAUUAAAGCAAAUUUGCUCCUAGUCCCGGGCCCUAUAUUCAACGGUGUCAGCUCCAUCAUUCUAUCUCGUUUCAGCGACAGAUGGGACCGACGUGGAUGGUUCAUCCUAUUCUCCGCGGUGUGGACUCUUGCAGGUCUCAUCGCUCUCUAUAAACUCCCCAUUCUUUCAGGUGGUAAUUGGGGCUUCUAUGCCGCCAUGGUCGUCACUGCCGCUGCCCCCUCGUGGCAGUCAUUCAACGUCACUUGGGUAGCCCUCAACGCCCGUACCCCAGCGGAACGAUCCAUCACUUACGCCGUAUACAUCGGCUGCUCCAACCUCGGCGGCGUCUACGGCUCCCAAGUAUUCCGCGCCAGCGACGCCCCACUCUACCGCCGUGCUUGGGCAGCUACCGUCUCCCUCGGGGCUAUCUGGCUUGCAUUCACGUUAUUGCAGAUCAUUCAGUAUGAGUGGUCGAAUAGGGUGAAGGAGAGAGAGUGGAACAAGUUGAGUGAGGAGGAGCAGGAGGCGUACAAGGCGACGACGUCGAAUGAUACUAUUUCAAAGAGGUUGGAUGAGCGGUAUGCGUUGUAG
This is a messenger RNA of Cryptococcus amylolentus CBS 6039, 1524 nucleotides long. RefSeq lists its product as hypothetical. Gene Ontology annotation, biological process: transmembrane transport. Gene Ontology annotation, cellular component: membrane. The record is from RefSeq and is a predicted model, not a curated record. Lineage: Eukaryota; Fungi; Basidiomycota; Tremellomycetes; Tremellales; Cryptococcaceae. Bases 1 to 1524 code for a protein of 507 amino acids. The transcript is spliced from 9 exons. Gene Ontology annotation, molecular function: transmembrane transporter activity.